AUUCAACGAGGCCUUCGUUUAUAUGAACAGCAUAAUCAAAAUGCUGCAGUUCGUAUUUGGCGGAGUGCUUUGAAAGCAACAAAUCGUCGUGAAGAUUGUUUUCAAUUGCUUGGUUAUCUCUACCAAGCACAUAUGGACUGGGGUAAAUAUCGCGAGGCAAUAGAGUUCGGACAUCGGCAAUUGGGAAUAUCCGAGGAAUUAGACUCGCCUAUAAUGAGGACGGAAACUUAUUUGAAUUUAGCGAGAGCUCACGAACGAUUAGGUGGUCUGGAACGAGCACUCAGCUACGCAAGACAUUCGCUGUAUAAUGAUUGUGGUACCCAAUGUCGGACUGGUGGGAUAGUGCAUUUGACAGUGGCCCGAGUUUACUUAGAAAUGGGUGGGUUUUCGCGCGCACUUGAAGGUCUACAAGGUGCACACAAAAUAGCGACUUCUAUUGGUGAUCCAUCGCUUGAGUUGCAGGUAUAUGUCACGCUGUCUGAGUUGUUCGGUCGCUUGCAAGAUAAUGAUAAGAGUGCAAUGUAUGCUUCCAAAGCCUAUGAUUUAUCUCGGUCAUUGCUGCUUGGCGAUCUUAACUCGUCACAUCAUCGGGCUGCGCUGUUACGCAUGGCGGCCAGUCUACGAAAGCAGGGAGAUCUAGGGGAUGCCCACGAUUACUGCAUGGAAGCUACACGACUUGCAUUAAUUUCUGGAGAUCAAGCGACAUACACUCGUACCUUGCGAGUUAUGGGCGAUAUUUAUCGCAAAAAGGUCGAUAUGGAUCGUGCUUUUCGACAAUACGAGGAAGCUAUGGGAACAUCUGCCGCAGUUGGGGAUCGGAUGGCACAAAUGGAAGCAAUGGAUGGGGCGGCGCGCUGCUUGGAAGCUCUUCGGUUACAGCAAAAGAUUUGCAAUUGUCGGCCUCUUGAAUUCAAUACGCGUCUUUUGGAGGUGGCAAGCUCGAUUGGCUCCAAGCUUUUGGUUCGAAGAAUACGUAGUCGCCUGGCUCUAAUAUAUCGUGCUCUAGGAGAUGAGGAGCAGUACAAAACCCAAUUGCGUUUGGCCGGCCAAACUGAUGCAGCGCUCGGACUAUUUUGUGGUGCAUGCGGUGAAACUUUUGGACUAGAGCCAGAUUCUAUAGAAGCAUUGCCAUGCGCCCACAUCCUACAUGCCCGCUGCGCACAUGAGCUUUUUCGGCGCAGAGAAAACGGUGCGUCGCGUUCUUGCCCAGCGUGUAAUAAGCUUUUGACAUCACGAAUACAUCUAUGUAGUAGUGAAAGCGCUACAAAAGCUAGUGGCGGAUCCAGCUGUAAUGAACCCAACAUCUUUGGAUUGAAGGGAAAUACUGCUGAUGGUUUAUUGUCACUCGACACUGUCGAUAUNAUUAACAUUUAA
Molecule: messenger RNA, 1374 nt
Organism: Ceratitis capitata (Mediterranean fruit fly)
Lineage: Eukaryota; Metazoa; Arthropoda; Insecta; Diptera; Tephritidae
Product: 43 kDa receptor-associated protein of the synapse homolog
Biological process (GO): chemical synaptic transmission
Molecular function (GO): protein-membrane adaptor activity; acetylcholine receptor binding
Source: RefSeq, a predicted model, not a curated record